Messenger RNA from Mercurialis annua (annual mercury), 1668 nucleotides. Its product is annotated as wax ester synthase/diacylglycerol acyltransferase 11-like. Gene Ontology annotation, biological process: triglyceride biosynthetic process. The coding region runs from base 113 to 1546 and encodes 477 amino acids. The transcript has 7 exons. The record is from RefSeq and is a predicted model, not a curated record. Gene Ontology annotation, cellular component: plasma membrane. Gene Ontology annotation, molecular function: diacylglycerol O-acyltransferase activity; long-chain-alcohol O-fatty-acyltransferase activity. NCBI's taxonomy places the organism in Eukaryota, Viridiplantae, Streptophyta, Magnoliopsida, Malpighiales, Euphorbiaceae.
UUUCUAAAAAAAACCAUGAAAAUUUAAAAAAAAAAAACAAAAACUCAUAACUCUUAUUAGUUAGACCAAAAAUUAGAAAGAAAUAAAAAUUGUGCGAAAAAGAGAAACAUAUAUGGCAAACGGUGAUGAUGAAGUUGAAGAAGCGGAGCUAAGUCCAGCCGCUAGAAUAUUUCACGCGCCGCGCUUCAACUGCCAUAUUCUCUCCAUUAUUGGAUGCAGCUCCGCCGUGGAUCCAGCGGUGAUCAAGCUGGGAUUGCAACAAACUUUGAUCAAACACCCUCGCUUCUCUAGUAAACUGAACAUCAAAGGUAGGAAAAUGAAAUGGAUACCAACUACAGUCAAUUUACAAGAUCAUAUAAUAAAUCCAAAAGUGGAUCCAAAUAUGGAAUCUCCUGACCGAUUUGUUGAAGACUAUAUUUCCCAUCUCACUACAAUGACUAUGGAAAUUACAAAACCACUAUGGGAACUUCACAUUCUUAAUAUAAAAACAUCAAAUGCACAAUCUAUUUGUGUUCUCAAAAUUCACCAUUCAAUUGGUGAUGGUGCAUCCCUAAUGUCCCUACUUUUGGCUUGUACCCGAAAAACAUCCGACCCCGAAUCACUUCCGACAAUACCCGUGCAAAAGCGGGCGGGUUCUAAUACAACGAGCGGGGUUUGGUGGUUCUUUUUGGCUACAUGGAUGGUGUUGAGAAUGAUUUGGAAUACUUUGGUGGAUUUGAUUUUGUUUAGUGCAACGGUCUUGUUCUUGAAAGAUACAAAAACUCCAUUUAAAGGCACUUCUAGGGUUGAUCUUAAGCCUAAAAGGCUGGUGUAUCGCACAGUAAGUUUGGAUGACAUCAAGUUGGUGAAGACUAAAAUGAACACCACGAUCAAUGAUGUGAUACUGGGAGUAACACAAGCUGGGCUCUCUCGAUACCUCAAUCAAGAAUGCGGUGAGAAUGACAAAAAGGGAGGAGAAGCAAAGCAAAAUAAGAUUAGACUUAGGGCAACUGUUCUAAUGAACUUAAGACCAACUCCAGGAAUUCAGAGUUUGGCAGAAUUGAUGUCAAAGGAAUCAAAGCAGACAAAAUGGGGAUGGGGUAAUAGAAUAGGCUACAUUGUUCUGCCCUUCAAAAUUGGCAUACAAAAAGAGGCAUUAGAGUAUGUUCGUCAAGCCAAAGCUACAAUUGAUCGAAAAAAGCUCUCUCUCGAAGCUCCUUGCACUUUCCGAAUCGCCAAGCUCGCAGUCGACAUAUUCGGAGUCAAGGUAGCUGCAGGUAUAGCACACAGAUUUCUAUCAAAUACUACAAUGGCAUAUUCAAAUGUGGUUGGUCCUCUUGAAGAAAUAAGCUUUUAUGGUCAUCCAAUUCUAUUUCUUGCCCCAACUGUUUAUGGCCAUCCUCAUGCAUUGACAAUUCAUUAUCAGAGCUAUUUUAAUAAGAUGACAAUUGUGGUAGCAGUUGAUCCAGAUGUAAUCCCUAAUCCUCACAAGCUUUGUGACCAUCUUGAGGAGUCACUAAACAUUAUUAAGAAUGCUGCUCUUGACAAAGGACCUGAUGCUGCCUAAGCUCAUAUUUUUGUGUGUUUAAUUUGUAAUUAUGGUGGUGUAUGAACUUUUAUAUCUUCUAAAUUAAUAUUUCGACUUUGUAAAUAUGUAUCAAUUGAGUGAUUUUAGUCAUUUUUCGAUCA